UAAUACAUUGCUGGUUGUGCAUUAGCUGCAGUGAAGGGGAUUGUGGCUGUUUGUGCGUGUUUUCUCAUGGUAGCUAAUGUGGGAGAAUUCUGCUUUUCCAAUCGUCGUGGUGGAUAAUAUUGUAAGGAUUUCUCGUUUUGGAGCUAAUCAUCGGAGAAACGAAGAGGAGAAGGGGAAAACAAUCGGAACGCCGUGGUAAACCAGGUGCGAAGGAUGCGGCAGUGAAGAUGCUGGGCGUGCUGAUCGUGAUGAUGGCCGUGCUCGGGGCGGAGGCCUGCAACGGCACCGACGACAACUGCACCGACUCCAAGGACUAUUGCUACUCCGCCCGCAUUCGCAGCACCGUGCUGCAGGGCCUGCCCUUCGGCGGCGUGCCCACCGUGCUCGCCCUCGACUUCAUGUGCUUCCUGGCUCUGCUGUUCGUCUUCUCCAUCUUGCGGAAAGUGGCCUGGGACUAUGGGCGCCUGGCGCUGGUGACAGAUGCAGACAGACAGAUGGCACGAUACAGAGGCCUUGAGGAACGGGAAUAUGUGGCCUCAGCUAUGCACUCCGAGACGCCUGACCGCUACGAGCGCCUCACCUCCGUCUCCAGCUCUGUGGACUUUGACCAGAGAGACAACGGCUUUUGCUCCUGGCUCACGGCGAUCUUCAGGAUAAAGGACGAGGAGAUUCGGGAGAAGUGUGGUGAGGACGCGGUGCACUACCUGUCCUUCCAGCGGCACAUCAUCGGCCUGCUGGUGGUGGUGGGGGUGCUCUCCGUGGGGAUCGUCCUGCCCGUCAACUUCUCUGGAGAUCUGCUGGAAAAUAAUGCAUACAGCUUUGGGCGAACCACUAUAGCCAACUUGAAAUCAGAGACACACCUGCUCUGGCUGCACACCUCCUUCGCAUUCAUCUACCUGUUACUGACUGUGUACAGCAUGAGGCGGCACACCUCCAAAAUGCACUACAAAGAAGAUGACCUGGUGAAACGUACUCUAUUCAUCAUCGGCAUCUCCAAAUAUGCUGAAGAAAACCAAAUAAAGCAGCACUUUGAGCAGGCCUAUGAGAACUGCAUCGUGCUGGAGGCCCGAUUGUGUUACGACGUGGCCAAGCUGAUGUCCCUGAACGCGGAGAGAAAGAAGACUGAGCGCAGCAGGAAGUUCUUCAAUGAUCUGAUGGCCAAGGAGCACACAUCCGUCAUGAUCAACCCUAAACCCUGCGGCCAUCUCUGCUGCUGUGUUAUCAAGGGCUGUGAACAGGAGGAGGCGGUGAGCUACUACACCAAGCUGGAGGCCAGACUAAAGGAGGAAUACAGGAAGGAGAAGGAGAAGGUCAACACCAAGCCCCUGGGCAUGGCCUUUGUCACCUUCCAGAACGAGGCCAUGACCUCUAUAAUCCUCAAGGACUUCAACGCCUGCGAAUGUCAGGGCUGCAACUGCCGGCCGGAGCCCAAGUCUUCUCAGUACAGCGACAGCCUGCACGUCAGCAAUUGGAGCGUCACCUACGCCCCAGACCCACAGAACGUCUACUGGGAGCACUUGUCUCUGGGAGGAUUUUCUUGGUGGCUGCGCUGCUUCAUCAUCAACUGCGUCCUCUUCCUCCUCCUCUUCUUCCUCACCACGCCCGCUAUCAUCAUCUCCACCAUGGACAAGUUCAAUGUCACCAAACCCGUGGAGUACCUCAAUAACCCCAUCAUCACCCAGUUCUUUCCCACCCUGCUCCUGUGGGCCUUCUCUGCCCUGCUGCCCACUAUUGUCUACUAUUCUGCCUUCUUCGAAGCCCACUGGACCAGGUCGGGAGAGAACAGGACUACCAUGCAUAAGUGCUAUACCUUCCUAAUCUUCAUGGUACUGCUGCUGCCUUCCCUGGGACUCAGCAGCUUGGAUGUCUUCUUCCGUUGGUUGUUCGACAAGAAGUUCUUGGAUGAUGCAAAGAUCAGGUUUGAGUGCGUCUUCCUCCCGGACAACGGAGCUUUCUUUGUCAACUACGUCAUCGCCUCGGCCUUCAUCGGAAACGCCAUGGACCUGCUGCGCAUUCCCGGCCUGCUCAUGUACAUGAUCCGGCUCUGCCUGGCUCGCUCUGCUGCCGAAAGGCGAAACGUCAAGAGGCACCAGGCCUAUGAGUUCCAGUUUGGCGCCGCCUAUGCAUGGAUGAUGUGCGUCUUCACUGUGGUCAUGACCUACAGCAUCACCUGCCCCAUCAUCGUCCCCUUUGGUCUGAUGUACAUGCUCCUCAAGCACCUGGUGGACAGAUACAACAUGUACUACGCCUACCUGCCGUCGAAACUGGACAAGAAGAUCCACUCGGGUGCAGUCAACCAGGUGGUGGCUGCACCCAUCCUCUGUCUGUUCUGGCUGCUUUUUUUCUCCACUGUGCGCACAGGUUUUCUGGCUCCAACGUCUAUGUCCACCUUUGUGGUUCUCAUUAUCACUAUUGUUGUGUGCCUCUCCCACGUCUGUUUUGGGCACUUCAAGUACCUCAGUGCUCACAACUACAAGAUCGAUACCCAGGAGGUGGACGGAAUAGAGAAUGGACGCCCAGCGCGCACCUCUCCUACCAAUAAGUCUCAGCAGAUGUACAUUGCCCAGGUGCUGCAGGACCCCAACUCAGAUGAAAUGGGCGCGGGCAGCGGGGACGAUGAUGGCCAGGGGUCUUCGCAAGACGAAGAGAUGAUUAACGCAGGCAACAGCCUCAAUGAGGAGGACUUCCAGUCUGGAGAGGACAGCCUAAUAGCCAAUGAGGUCCACCAAUAACGCUCCCUGCAGCGGGGACGAGGACGAGGACGAGGGAGACAGAGCAACAGGGUUGAGCUACGGGAGGAAAAAGGACCGGACAACUUCAGAGGAACAUCAGACCCAACAGCUCUACAGAAAUUCAGUGACCGUCUUAACAGCUAGCAGCGAUAUCCCCAACCCCCCCAACCUCCUCCCCCCCGUCCACCUAUGACUUACUGCGCAGCAGUGAGCAGAGUCAGAGCACCACACCUUAUGAGAAAGUGCUCCACGGGUGUGCAGGUGCCCCCCCUACUGACUGCUCUCGGACACUGCACCCACGGACAGUGUGGCGACAGGGCAGAAACUAACAACGCAGGUUCUUUUUCUACUGCCAUCAGGCUCGGCACAAACGCACACAGGUAGAGAGUCCACCUUUGUCCGGAUGGACUGUUUUGUAAAAAAAAAAAAAAAAAAAAGCCCUCCCA
Molecule: messenger RNA, 3178 nt
Organism: Megalops cyprinoides (Indo-Pacific tarpon)
Lineage: Eukaryota; Metazoa; Chordata; Actinopteri; Elopiformes; Megalopidae
Gene: tmem63ba
Product: transmembrane protein 63Ba
Exons: 24
Coding region: 228-2732 (834 amino acids)
Cellular component (GO): plasma membrane
Molecular function (GO): calcium-activated cation channel activity; nucleic acid binding
Source: RefSeq, a predicted model, not a curated record